Messenger RNA from Cotesia congregata, 5685 nucleotides. NCBI's taxonomy places the organism in Eukaryota, Metazoa, Arthropoda, Insecta, Hymenoptera, Braconidae. The record is from the annotation of a GenBank genome assembly.
AUGAUGUUGACGGAAACAAUGUCUCUCUGUGGGAUCUUAAUGUCCUUAAGAAAGGUACGACUUAAACUGUUUUGCGUGCUGAUCUGCAUGGUAUCUCCCUGUCUCGCUAGGAAUCACCCACCGCAGUUCCUCAUAAACGGACAGACUGAGAUCGUGGUGAGACUGAAAGAAGGACCCGAAACCCCCGUCGGAAGUUUAAUUUACAGACUUAGAGGUAUUGAUCCCGACGGCGACAGUCUCAGGUUUGGAGUUAAAGAUCAGCCAGGAGCUGACGUAAUUCGAGUGGAGACUGUCGGGACUCAGGAGGCCAACAUUUAUCUGAACAAAUUGCUGGACAGAGAGAGUCUAUUGCUCCUGGUGGAGGAUAUUAACGAUAAUGUCCCAACUUUUCGUCCCCACCCGACGACCCUGACAGUGAAGGAAGACUCGGGACCAGGUAUAUUAACAACCGUAGAAGCUACGGACGCUGAUGAAGGUCCUCAUGGUCAGGUAGUUUACCACCUGCAAGAGCUUGAUGGAGAUAAUGAUGUGUUCUCAAUCUCAACUGUCAGCGGUAAAGGUGUUAUUCGUCUCGCUGGUAAGCUCGAUUAUGAAAAAAAAUACCUCUAUCAGCUGAGGAUCCUCGCCGUUGACCGUGCAAUUAAUGGGAGAAUAAAUACAGGAACAACGGCGAUCUUGGUCAAGGUCCAGGAUGUUGAGGAUCAGCCGCCGGAGUUCAUUGCCAUGACUCCAGUCGCCCGAAUUAGCGAAAAUGCAAAGAUUGGAACUUCCGUUCUCCAAGUCCGAGCUAUCGACGGCGACAAGGGAAUCAACAACCGAGUAUCAUACAGCAUAUCCGAAGGACCCAGAAACCUCUUCGACAUUGACGCGAAUUCGGGCCUCGUUUUCACACGCGCUCAAUUAGAUAGAGAAUCCGAGGACAAUGGCGACGGGACAUUUAUCCUAGAAAUAACUGUUAAAGAAAUUUCUCGAGUUGUUCCGACGCCUUCAGUAACCACAGAAGUGACUAUUAUUCUCACGGACGUAAACGACGAGACUCCAAGAUUCCGCAGCGAUCGUUAUGUGGCUGAAAUAAACGAAAACGCGCCUCCUAACACCCCCGUAAACUUCCUCGGAGAUUCAAUUCCCGAAGUGUACGACCACGACUUGGGAUCUAACGGCACCUUUCAGAUGUUCAUCGGCGACGACGCUGGUAUUUUUGAAGUAACACCAUCUAGGGGCAUCAACGAAGCACCAUUUUUGAUCCGAGUCAAAAAUCCAUCAGAAUUAGACUUCGAGCAACGCUCGGUGAUAAAUUUGACACUUGUCGCCAAAGAAGUCGCUCUGUUUCAUCCGAAAUUCAGCGUAGUGCCCGUCACAAUUUACAUCAAGGACCAAAAUGACAAUUAUCCCGAAUUCUCGAAACCUGUGUACGAAGUUAGCGUUCCUGAAAACUGCCCAGCUGGAACUACUGUGGCCUGGGUCCAAGCUUUGGACGACGACAGUGGGAAUUAUGGAUCAGAGGGGAUCAGAUACACCAAUUUAGGAGGCAGCAUUGCGUAUGCUUUGAAGCUGAAUUCAACCUCCGGUAUCAUUACAGUGAAGCAAACGGGCCCGGGGUUCGACCGCGAACUCGUAGCUCGGCAUUAUCUCACGGUAGAAGCUCGGGAUGACCUUGGAAGGGGAAACCGCAAUACUGUGCAAUUGGUGGUUAAUAUAGAUGAUGUAAAUGACAAUGCACCUGUUUUUGUGCAGAAUAAAUACGAGGUAGUUCUUCUGGAAAAUAAAGCAAAAUUUGAGUCCCCAAUAACGGUCGAGGCGUUUGAUAUCGACUUGAAUGGGACUAAAAAUUCUGAAAUCGUUUAUUCGAUAGUUGCGAGUGAGUUUUCGAGGAAUUUUACAAUAGAUUCAAGAAACGGAUCUGUUAGACCAACGUAUCCGAUGGAUUUUGAAGCACUGCCAAUGAUUCCCGGCCACAGGGAAUCUUCCAUCCGUCCUUUGAAAUUGACUAUCAGAGCAAGGGAUUUAGGAACUCCCAGUUUGAGUUCAGACGUCCCUUUUAUCGUCUACCUGAAGGAUGUGAAUGACAACGAACCGAUUUUCGAACGCGCUGUCUACCAGAAAAACAUCCCAGAAGACCUCGUUGGAGGAACGAGUAUUCUGCAAGUUAAAGCUUGGGACAAAGACUUGUCUUCGCCGAACAACAAACUGGUCUAUCGGAUCCAAAACGGCGCGGGGGAUAAAUUUGUCAUCAGUCCGGAAAGCGGGCUGAUCAAAGUAGCGCCAGGGUCUAAUUUAGAUCCUGAUUUAACUUCUCCAAAAACUACAAAGUAUGCUUUGACAGUUGUUGCAAUUGAUAGUGGAACUGACGUUCAAAGAUCUGCCCAAGUUUUGGUGAACAUUACGAUCAUUGAUGUUAAUAACAAACCGCCGGUUUUUGUAGAUCCAGGGACAGUUUCUAUUCGAGAAAACACCCAAGUUGGAGCGUAUGUUCAUCGGAUUGUAGCUAAUGACCCGGAUAUUGCUCCGAUUCUAAGGUACAGAAUAGAUCCGAAUUCUUCGGAAGCAAGAAAUGAAGAAGGAACUCUAAUUAGAAUUCAAGAGUAUGAUUAUCUAGCGGCUUUUGAGCUCAAUGCUUUGGACGGUCUUCUGAGAGUCGUAAAACUGCUGGACCGUGAAAGAGUCGAGACUAUUAAGUUGGGAUUAGUUGUAGAAGACCUGGCUGCUGUGAAAGGGAGCCAAUCUGCGUCGGCGGUACUGAAUGUGGUGAUUGAAGAUGAGAACGACAACAAUCCCAAAUUCCGAAGGCCGUUUUAUAGAAGAUCUGUGAUGGAAAACAGCAAAAAUGGGGUUCAUAUCGCGAGUAUCGUUGCUGAUGAUGCUGACAAAAAUCGGACGAUAACUUACUCGCUAGAAGGGCCGGCUGAAGCGACUGACUUGGUACAUUUGGAUUCAGAAACUGGGGAAAUGGUUGUGGCGAAUAAAAUUGAUCGGGAAGUAUAUUCGUGGCUGAAUUUAACAGUUCGGGCUACUGAUUCUGGUGUUCCUCAACGAGCCAGUUUCUCGGAAGUUUACAUUCAAAUUUUGGAUGAAAAUGACAACAAUCCCUAUUUUAUAACCGAUGUUACAAAUAUUACAAUCAUAGAAAACACGAAAAUAGGAACGGAGGUGAUACAAAUUGAAGCGAGAGAUCCUGAUAGUGGUGAUUACGGAAAAAUAACUUAUUUAUUGGACCAUAUGUCUUCACAAGGAAGAUUUGCAAUCCAUCCUGAGACGGGAGUUUUGUCUGUUGUGAAUGAAAUUGACUGGGAAGCUAAAAGUAAUUAUGUGAUAAUAAUAGAAGCGUGGGAUAACUACCAAUUUGGUUACACGGCUGGAGAAUCACGAAAUGCAUUCAAACAAAUAGAAGUAAUAGUCGAGGAUGUUAAUGACAAUUCUCCUAAAAUGGAAGUACCUGAUGAGUGUAUUACAAUAUCUGAGUUCCAUGAUAUUAGAGACGCAAUAGCGGUCAUCAAAGCGACCGAUGCUGAUAACCCGGCGAGUCUUAAUGGACAGAUAAUGUUCAGAAUCUUAACUGGAAAUGAACUAGGCUUGUUUUUGCUAGAGCAAACUGACUAUUGGACAGUCAAAAUAAAAGCUGUGAGUUCUUUAAGAGGAAAAUUCGGCAACUAUUCGAUGCUAUUGGAAGCCCGUGACCUUGGAUCUCCAGCUAAUCAGGACAAUAAGUACUUGAAGGUCUGUGUUACCGAUUACAAUGACAAUCCCCCGGUGUUUUUGAGCCCUCAGCACAACACAACUAUUCGCGUGCCAGAAAAUGUGACUGUUGGCUCGACUAUAAUCCAAGUCGAAGCUCAGGACGCAGAUACUGGAGUAAAUGGAGAAGUACACUAUCGGCUGAAGCAAGAUCUUGCUGGUCAUUGGAGAACAUUUCAGAUUGAUGAUAAAACUGGAGUGGUCACUCUUAAACAGCCAUUAGACCGCGAAACGCAGAGGAUGUAUGAGAUAAGAAUUGAAGCGUAUGACCUUGGAAUUCCAACGCCUCUGAGCACGGACUUGGAUCUCAUCAUCUACGUCCGGAAUAUCAAUGAUUACGAACCGCAGUUUUUAGUAGAUGUAUUUACAGUAGCGUUUGCGGAAGAACAGCCUCCUGGUUCUGAAAUUGUUGAUCUUCCGGAGACGAUUGAUAGAGAUGAAGUCGACGAUUUAGACGACCCGCCGACCCAAGUUUGCUACUUUAUCGUCGGCGGUAAUAACGACGGCUACUUUACCUUGGAUCCUUUCAGCCACAAGCUUACCACUGCCGAAAAAUUAGACAGAGAAACUCUAGAAGAACAUUUGCUUUUGGUGAAAGCGACUGAAGAUUGUUCAACCAUGCCCGAAAACGAAAGCUUUUUUGAUUCUGCUGAUGAUACUCUAUUAAAAGUUGUCAUUACUGUUAAUGAUAUCAAUGAUAACGCGCCGAGAUUUGUCAGUAAAGUAUUUACUGGUGGAGUGACUACUGAAGCUGAUUUCGCUACUGAAGUCAUUCAUAUCAAGGUAAAGCUUGUGAUCAACGAUCAAUCAUUUAUACGAUCAAGUUUUGAAAUUUACUGGAAUUUUUUCAAACAGGCAAUAGAUUUGGAUGCUGGAGAUAACGCUGCAGUGAGCUACUAUCAGGUUGGAAAAAUUCACAUGACUCUCACUGAAGGCUUGGACGACAUGAACAUCCAGCCUUUUUUGGUAGACAGACUAACCGGCGCGGUGACUUUGAAUUUUGAUCCUCAGCCGAGGAUGAAGGGCUACUUUGACUUUAUGGUGCUUGCUAAUGACACCGACGGGCUUAAAGACACCUCUAGAGUGUUUAUUUAUCUGCUCAGAGAGGAUCAGAGGGUUAGAUUCGUUCUGAGACAACAUCCUCCGGAAGUUCGGAAUCGAAUUGACAAUUUUCGAGAAAUUCUUGGGAAUGUAACGGGAGCAAUUGUGAACGUGGACGAGUACAAAGUCCACGAAAAUCAAGACGGGUCUGUCGAUCGCACCAGAACAGAUCUGUAUCUCCAUCUUGUAAACCGUAGAGACAAUUCAAUUUUGGACGUCUCUGAAGUUCUAGAACUCGUAGACCGCAACAUCGAAAAAUUGGACGGCCUUUUCAAAGAUUUCAACGUUUUGGACACCCAGCCGGCCGAGUCGCAGGCGAUAGUCCAAAUUGAGCAAGCUGGAACGACUUUUUGGCUGUUAGUACUGACGCUGUUUCUAGGCGCACUGUUGAUUAUGUGCAUUGCGAUUUCUUUAUCGCAGAGAGCUUCGUUCAAAAGGCAAUUGAAAGCUGCCAAUGCAUCUCCGUUUACCACCAACGAGUCUGAGUUUAUUCGCGGGCCGGGGAGGGUUCCAAAUACUAAUAAACACAGUGUAGAGGGCUCGAACCCCAUUUGGAUGCAUGCUUACGAGAAUGAAUGGUUCAAAAGUGAUGAAUCUUUUAGUCAUAACUCUGAUCGUGAUUCACUGGAUGAAAAUGCUUUGAAUAAUGAAGAAGUUGUCGAGAGAAAUUCUGGGGAAAGAAUUGCCAAUGAAAAUCCUUAUUAUACUCAACCCGGACCUGGUUCAAUAUCUAGUGUAGAAAGUAUAACAGCCAACCAAAGCGAAUCUUGUCGAGAGUCUCCAAUCUACCAGCACCAAAAUCCAGUCCCAAAUAAUCCUCUCGGUAAAAAAGUAGAAACCACCGAGUUAUAA